AUAAUUGCUAGCCUACUUGAAGCAUCCGGGACGACAUCGGUAGUAGACAUGGCGGGUAUCAACCUGGUUAAAUGACGAAAUAAAUUUUGUUUGCUAAUAUAAGAACGUGUUAAUUUCGUAGGAAAGUGUUGAUACUGAAAGACUAAUUAAGUUAUAUUGGAUUAGGACAAAAAUGCAGAAUGUUGGACAGUCUGAAAACCGUAAUAUCGAUAAGGUGAAUGUGCAACUUGAUGUGGUAAAAUCGUCCACUCCUCAGAGUUCGGCUUCGAGUCCGGCCAAAUCUGAAACCGAAACGUAUUCAGGUGCGCCUGCCAAAUACAUGACGGACUCUUCUGAAAGCGAGGAUGACUCUGUAUCCGAGGCGGAGAUGGAGGAAGAAGGCGCAGGUACGGAGUCAUCUAAGUUCCUACUAUCCCACGACGACCCGGAGCGGGCCGUCGACCCUGAGAUGCAGGCGAGACUCGAGGCACUCCUGGAAGCAGCAGGCAUCGGCAAGCUGUCGGGCGAGGGCAAACACCUGGCGGACCCGGAGGUGCUCCGGAGGCUGACGUCGUCGGUGUCGUGCGCGCUCGACGAGGCGGCGGCGGCGCUCACGCGCAUGCGCAGCGACCAGCCGCCGCCCCACCACCGCCACCACCACCAGGACAAGCCCACCCAAUGCGGUUCAACGGCAACGGGUACGACGCCAACAACGACGACGAGCGCGGAAGGCGCGCCGUCGCUGGCGGAGGCUUGUUCGGACGGCGAUGUGGGCACGGUCCGCAAGCUCCUCACGGAGGGCCGCUCGGUGCACGAGACCACGGAGGAGGGCGAGUCGCUCCUGUCCCUUGCAUGCUCCGCGGGCUAUUAUGAGCUCGCGCAGGUGCUGCUAGCCAUGCAUGCUAGUGUUGAAGACCGGGGGAUCAAGGGCGACUGCACGCCCCUGAUGGAGGCGGCGAGCGCGGGGCACGUGGACAUCGUGCGGCUGCUGGUGGCGCACGGCGCGGACGUGAACGCCGUGUCGGGCUCCGGCAACACGCCGCUCAUGUACGCCUGCGCCGGCGGCCACGAGGAGUGCGUGUCCGCGCUGCUCGACAACGGCGCCAACGUCGAGGACCACAACGAGAACGGACACACGCCACUCAUGGAGGCCGCAUCGGCUGGUCACGUGGGCGUCGCCAAGAUCCUCCUAAAGCACGGUGCCGGCAUCAACACCCACUCGAACGAGUUCAAAGAGUCCGCGCUAACCCUCGCCUGCUACAAGGGCCACCUCGACAUGGUGCGGUUCCUGCUGGCCGCGGGCGCCGACCGCGAGCACAAGACCGACGAGAUGCACACGGCGCUGAUGGAGGCCAGCAUGGACGGCCACGUCGAGGUCGCGAGGCUGCUGCUCGACUCGGGUGCACAGGUUAGUUCAGUGAACAUGCCCACGGACAGCUUCGAGUCGCCGCUGACGCUGGCGGCGUGCGGCGGGCACGUGGAGCUGGCCAUGCUGCUGCUGGAGCGCGGCGCCAACAUCGAGGAGGUCAACGACGAGGGGUACACGCCGCUCAUGGAGGCCGCCAGGGAGGGUCACGAGGAGAUGGUAGCACUCCUGCUCGGGCAGGGCGCCGCCAUCAACGCGCAGACGGACGAGACGCAGGAGACGGCGCUGACGCUCGCGUGCUGCGGCGGCUUCCUCGAGGUGGCCGACUUCCUCAUCAAGGCGGGCGCCGACGCAGAACUAGGCGCCUCCACACCUCUUAUGGAAGCCAGCCAGGAGGGGCACCUCGAGCUAGUGCGGUACCUGCUGAACGCGGGCGCGGACGUGCACGCCCAGACGCAGACGGGCGACACGGCGCUGACGUACGCGUGCGAGAACGGGCACACGGACGUGGCCGACCUGCUGCUGCGCGCCGGCGCCGAGCUCGAGCACGAGAGCGAGGGCGGCCGCACGCCGCUCAUGAAGGCCUGCCGCGCCGGACACGUCUGCACCGUGCAGUUCCUAGUGGGCAAGGGUGCCGACGUGAACCGUGUAACGGCGAACGGCGACCACACCCCCCUCUCCCUGGCGUGCGCGGGCGGGCACGCGGACGUGGUGAAGUUCCUGCUGGCGUGCGACGCGGACCCGUUCCGCAAGCUCAAGGACAACUCCACCACGCUCAUCGAGGCGGCCAAGGGCGGCCACACCGCCGUCGUGCAGCUGCUGCUCGACUACCCGCACUCCGUCAUGCUCUCCAGGAGUGAGACAGGUGAUUCCGUCAGUGCGGGCGCGGAGGACAGCAGCGGGCUGAGCGCGGCGCAGGCGGCGGCGCUGGGCCUGCAGCACGUGCCGGCGCCGGGCCAGCACGCGACCCAGCGCGCGCUGCUGCCCGCACACCCCGCACACCCCGCGCACCUGCCGCAGCUGCCGCCCGAGAUGGCCGCCGACCCCGUCAUGGCCCACGCCUACAUCGAAGGUUGGCGCAUGUCAGCGAAAGUUGACGGCAGCGGCGCCCCUGCCGGCGCGGGUUCGGGCGCUGGUGCGGGUGCGGCUGCGGGCGCGGGCGCGGCGGGCGGCAAGCACAAGUGCGCGCGCAAGCAGCGCGCCGCGCCGCCCCACCCCGACCACCACCUGCCGCCGCCGCCCGACAUCCAGGACGACCCGAGGACGACUGAAGCGCUGGCGAGUCAGGCUCGCAACGAAGCACUGCCAGAGACUGAAAGGAGCCUGCUCGAAUUAGCCGAUAACACCGGUCCCCCGACGCUCGCGACGUCUGCACUCCACGCGUUGGACCUACAGUUCUGCGCACAAGGUGUGACGACCGUGUACCGACCUACCACGCCGCCCUACCCGCCGCCGCAGCAGAUAUUCCCCACGCAGCAGCUCGCGCCUAACCUUACCCAGCAACAGCAACUACAGGAGUUACAACAACAACAGCUCCAACAGUUGGCAGCGCAGCAGGUCCAACAACAACAGCAGCAACAACAAACGCAGCAACAGCAGCAACCGCAGCAGCAGCCACAACCGACGCAGCAGAAGAAACAGCUGCAACCCCAACAACCCCAACCCCUUCAGCAGUAUUCGCAGGAACUGCAGAGGCCUGAAGCGUAUGCGCCACAGGCGGGCGCGGAAGGCUGCGGCGCGGUGGAGGCGCGCGAGCUGGGCGCGGUGCUGGCGUACCUGCAGCGCGAGGUGCCCUCGCUCGUGGCGCUGCCGCCCAACGAGCUGCGCUCGCUGGUGCUGCAGGUUAUGCAGCAGAAGUCGCACGAGAUCUUCUCGAGCAAGUGCGCGGAGGCGGAGGAGGAGGGUGAGGAGCGGCAGGCGCGGCAGUUGCUCGCCGUGGCCGAGCAGGCGCUCGGCGCAGACUGGGCCCGGCCGCACCACCACCACCACGGCGACCAGGCGGUCAGCAACGGCUGCCAGUACCGCGUGCGCGGCAUCUCGCCGCUGGACCCCACGCUGGAGCACGAGCCCGCGGAGCGCGAGCCGCAGUUCCCCCAGCCGGCGCACGCGCAGCCGUCCCAGCCCGCCGACGACUACCGGUCGGCCACGUUCGUGCCGCCGCACACGCCCGCGGUGACGCAAACCCAGCCCGCCCAACCCCACUCUAAGCGGGAGCACCCCACCACUGGAGUCAAGAAAAAGGGGCGGUUCUCGGGCGGGUCGCGCGCGCGCGGCGGCGACGCGUUCGGCACGGCCACGCCGCCGCAGCCCGCGCCCGCCGCCUACUCCGCCAUGGACGUGGACGGCGAGACCGACUCCAACCACGACACCGCGCUCACGCUCGCCUGCGCCGGCGGGCACGAGGACCUCGUCGAGCUGCUGCUCAGCCGCGGCGCCGACAUCGAGCACCGGGACAAGAAGGGCUUCACUCCUCUCAUCCUAGCGGCGACCGCGGGACACGAGAAGAUCGUGGAGAUCCUCCUGAACCACGGCGCGGACAUCGAGGCGCAGUCGGAGCGGACGAAGGACACGCCGCUGUCGCUGGCGUGCUCGGGCGGCCGCUACGAGGUGGUGGAGCUCAUCCUCAGCCGCGGCGCCAACAAGGAGCACAGGAACGUCUCCGACUACACACCCCUCUCGCUGGCCGCGUCCGGCGGCUACGUCAACAUCAUCAGGCUGCUCUUACACCACCAGGCGGAGAUAAACUCCCGCACGGGCUCGAAGCUCGGCAUCUCACCGCUAAUGUUGGCGGCGAUGAACGGGCACACGGCCGCCGUGCGCCUGCUGCUGGACUGCGGCUCCGACAUCAACGCGCAGAUCGAAACCAACCGCAACACCGCGCUCACGCUCGCUUGCUUCCAAGGGCGGCACGAGGUCGUGAGCCUGCUCCUAGACCGCAAGGCGAACGUGGAGCACCGCGCGAAGACCGGUCUGACCCCGCUGAUGGAGGCGGCCAGCGGCGGCUACGUGGAGGUGGGCCGCGUGCUGCUGGACAAGGGCGCCGACGUGAACGCGCCGCCCGUGCCUUCCUCGCGCGACACCGCGCUCACCAUCGCCGCCGACAAGGGCCACACCAAGUUCGUCGAGCUGCUUCUGCAGAGGCGAGCAGCGGUGGAAGUGAAAAACAAGAAAGGCAACUCCCCCCUCUGGCUGGCCGCUAACGGCGGUCACCUCGCCGUCGUCGAAAUGCUAUACGCGGCCGGCGCGGACAUUGAUUCACAAGACAAUAGAAAGGUAUCGUGCCUGAUGGCCGCCUUCCGAAAGGGCCACACUAAAGUGGUCAAGUGGAUGGUCGGUGUCGUCACGCAGUUCCCCUCUGACCAGGAAAUGACGAGGUACAUCUGCACAAUAUCGGACAAGGAGCUGUUAGAGAAAUGCCAAGAGUGCGUGCGCGCGAUCCGCGCGGCGAAGGAGACGCAGGCGGCGCGCGCCAACCAGAACGCGACCAUCCUGCUCGAGGAGCUCGACGCCGAGCGCUGCCGCGAGGAGUCCCGCCGCCAGGCCGCCGCGCGCCGCCGCGAGCGCAAGAAGAAGAAGAAGAUGGAGAAGAAGGUCACCAUCAUGGAGGAGCGGCGCAAGCUCCAAGCGGAAAACGACAAGAACUCGUUAUACUCUGAGAAGGCACUGGGCGAGUGCUCCGAGGGCGGCGAGCCCGACGAUGAGCCGCAGGCCAAGGAAGAGGGCGACUCCGGCAUCGACGCCAACUCGCAGGGCUCAUGCUCCUCCUCGGACGUGAAGGCGCCGCCGGCCCCGAGCGCCAAGACCAAGAAGAAGAGGAAAGACGAGAAAGCGCCCCCGCCCGCCCCGCCCUCCAAACACCCCGACAAACCUAAACCCAAGCAAAUAGAGAGUAAACCAGAAAAAGAGAGCACUCCUAAACCAGACAAGAAACAGGAGAAAGAAAACGUCGCUCCCAGCCCGCCGGCCACGCCGGUCAAACCGGCGCUGCUGCCCGAGCGGCGGCCACCCGAGAAAAAGGACAAAAAACCCGAAGAGGAUAUCCCUAAGAGCAUAACAGUACAGAACGUAAACAAAUACGGCAGUAGCUCUAGAAAGAGUCAAGUGUUCGAAUCCUCGCGGUUUACGGCCGAGAAAGAGGACAUUGACCCGACUGACAAAAACAAAAAGACGCACGCCACGCACCAAUGGGAGUUGGAAGCCAAGAGUACGUCGCCAAAAGGCGGGUGCGUGGGCGGCCGACGAGAGGAAGGAUGGAAGGAGGUCGUGCGCAAGUCGAGCGUGCAGACCCUUUCUACCGUCGAGCCAGGAUGCAAGAAAGUAUCUGUCGGCGCGCAUGCCAUCUCGCGAGUGAUCGGUCGCGCCGGCAGCAACAUCAACGCCAUCCGCGCCGCCACCGGCGCGCACAUCGAGGUCGACAAGCAGGGCAAGGGCCAGGGCGAGCGCAUCAUCACCAUCAAGGGUUCAGCGGAAGCGACGAAGCAGGCGGCGAGCCUGAUAGCGGCGAUGAUCCGCGACCCCGAGGCCGACAUCGCGGCGCUGCUGCCGCGCGCCAAGCUGCCCGCGCCGCAGCCGCCGCCGCUGCAGCCCAAGCAGCCCAAACAGGCACCGCCCAAGCAGCAGCCGAGCGCCGUGCCCGUGGCCCGCGCGACGCCGACCGCGCGCGCGCCCUCCAAGCAGCACGCCACUUCCACGCCGCGCGCACAAGCUCUCCGCCUAACUGCGCACGCAGCGUCAGUGGUCGAGAAGCGCGCCACCGCAGCGACGGCCACCGCGACGCCGGUGAAGUCGUCGCUGUCGUACACGGGCGCCAUCGUGGGCACGCGCAACACGUUCGCGGCCAAGCUCACCGCGCCGCCCGCGCUCGCGCCGCCCCUGCCCGCGCCCGAGCCCAAGGCGCGUGUCAAGCCGCAGACGAGCACGCCGCCGUCUUGCGCGCCGCCGCCGCCCGCCGCGUCGCCGCUGCGCGCGCGCGACUCGCCGCCCGCCCGCGCCGAUGACGACAAGCGCGUGCCCGACGUGCCGCAGCUGAGCCCAGAAGCUCCAAGCCAGUGGAGCGAAGAUAACACUGCCAACCCUAACUCUGCACUGCAUAUUAAUACGACGCCACAGUCGAGCUGCGGCAGCGGCAGCGGCACGGGCCCGGGCGCGCAGGAGUACUCGCUGUUCAAGGACCUGUCGGCCGGCGGCGGCAUGUGGGGCGCCGGCGACGCGCACGACGCGCCGCACCCGCACCAGCAGGUGUACCGCGAGCAGGUGGACGCGAGCAAGGCGCCGGGCUACCGCGGCGCAGCGCCGGGCGGCUGCUCGCCGUGCUCGCGCACCUCCUCGCACGGCUCCACGCCGCCGCCCGCCUACCAGCCGCCGCAGCCGCCCUUCCACCAGCCGCUGCCCAUCGGCCCGCUCCCGCCCAUCUCGCUCAGUAACAGUGUGAAUACGAUGGACAUGAGUGGAUUAUCUCGAAACGGACCUAUCUAUCAAGACAACUCCAGGAAUGGGCACAACAUGAUGGUGUCCAUGGGCGGCGGGCUGGGGCUGGCGGGUGUCGCCGGCGUGUCCGCGGUGUCCGCGGCGGGCGAGGUGUCGCGCCUCAACCCGCGCGCGCCCGACUUCGCGCAGCGCGCGCCGCACCUGGCCGCGCUCCCGCACCAGCACCAGCCGCUCCACCCGCACAACAUGCACCACAACAAGCACCAGCAGCAGCAGCUGUUCGCGGGUGCCAGUGGCGCGGGCGGUAACCUCAGCGCGCUGCUCAUGUACCAGCCGCAGCAGGCCGCGCCCAAGCCCAUGCACACGCCGCAACCUCACCUACAGUACCAGUCCCUAUUGGAGCGUGGUGUGGGAGUAGGGGCGGGAGGCUGGGGCGAGGAGGAGGAGCGCAAGCCGCGGCCGAUCGGCACCGAGCGCGCGUGGAAGCUCACCGCCGACUCCGACUGGCACCACCCGCACCACAUGCCCGACCACGACCGAUACCAGGUACGCACCAGGGAUGGCGCCCCCGGCAUGAGCGGCGCGCACUCGGCGCACGGGCUGGAGUACGGCGCGGGCGCGGGCUCGGGCGCCACGGCGGCGGCGCUGUCGCUCAUGCACGCGCUGCCGCUGCACUACCUGCCCGCCGCGCCCGACCCCCGGCCCUGGGAGCGCGCGCCGCCCGCGCAGCCGCACGCCGACAAACAGACAUGGAGCAAGUGGACCCACUAGAGAAGCCCUCGCCGGCGCCGGCCGCGGCCGCGCCGCGAGACUGUCCCGCGAGGAUUAUAUAUAAUUGUAACCCUUGGAAACGGUGUAGAUAUUAGUGAGAAAGAAUUAUAUUAUACAGAUUAUCUAUAUACAUAAUAGAGAAAAUGUCCUAUCGAGAAGAGAAAUACUUAUACUGUACGAUCGACUGAAGUGAGCAUUAAACGAUUCAUUAUAAUGAAACACGUGAGGGGUCGGUUGUAGUUUUAUUUGUUACUGCCGCUCGCUGCCGGCCGCCGUUGUUAGACGAAUUAUAGUUGUUCUAGUGCGCGCCCUCGCGCUAGUGGUAGCUUGGAAUGUGAUUCCGUACGCGCCGUGUUUUGCGUUGCCUUGCGCGGCCCCAGCCGCCGACUAUUUACAUAUUUUACACUAUAUUAUGGCAUAAUACGAUAUUAAUUUGAUUGAAUGCGCUCGCAACCCGAGUCGGAUUAUAAACGUGUAUUAAUAAAUUUGCUUGUACAUGAAGAUUAAAUAUCAUAUAUUGAUGCACUGUA
This is a messenger RNA of Cydia amplana, 8073 nucleotides long. RefSeq names its product ankyrin repeat domain-containing protein 17 (gene mask). The record is from RefSeq and is a predicted model, not a curated record. Gene Ontology annotation, biological process: innate immune response. NCBI's taxonomy places the organism in Eukaryota, Metazoa, Arthropoda, Insecta, Lepidoptera, Tortricidae. Bases 173 to 7543 code for a protein of 2456 amino acids. The transcript is spliced from 46 exons. Gene Ontology annotation, molecular function: protein binding; RNA binding. Gene Ontology annotation, cellular component: cytoplasm.